Macroventuria anomochaeta is the source of this 674-nucleotide messenger RNA. RefSeq lists its product as uncharacterized. NCBI's taxonomy places the organism in Eukaryota, Fungi, Ascomycota, Dothideomycetes, Pleosporales, Didymellaceae. The transcript has 2 exons. The record is from RefSeq and is a predicted model, not a curated record. The coding region runs from base 108 to 431 and encodes 107 amino acids.
AACGAUCAGCUACUCCCGCCGCCAAUUGACCGUUCCACAACCCACAAACCUCCUCGGAGUCUCUCGUAAACGCUUCAACCGACGCCGUACAGCCCCGAACCGCCACAAUGCCUACACCUGAGUCUGCCAUGUUCCUGGCUAAGAAGCCAAAGGUUGCGCCUACCUUCGAUGGUAUCGACUAUGAGGACAACGUUGCCCUGAAGGCUGCACAGGACGCCAUUAUCCGUGAGCAGUGGGUCCAGAGCAUGAUGGCGAGGCUAGUCAGAGAAGAGAUGGGCAAGUGCUACAGGAGGGAGGGAGUCAACCACUUGGAGAAGUGCGGUCACCUGCGAGAGCGCUACUUUGAGCUCCUGAAGAGCGCGAAGGUCAAGGGUUACCUGUUCGCCCAGCAGAACUACAACGAUAUUCCGGCAUCAAAGCCGGCUGCUUAGAUGAUUCGAGUAGCUAUACCCGGAGAACUGAGGGCGAGACAAGUGGAAAGCAGACACCGGGCUCUGCGCAAAGAUCAACUGCAGCGCGAGCACUUGUGAUGAUACGAAUUCAGGCGUUGGUCAAGCACUACAACUGGAGGGUUGCUCAUGUCAAUCUGCAGAAGCAGACCUGUACAUAUACCUGGCAGACAGAGAGGAUGAACCUACAUGAUUUGGGUUGAAACCAGUUAGACCACAUUUCAU